AUGACAAUUAAAUAUUGCUUUGAAGCUGUAGACAGAAGCCUUCGUGAUAUUAUGAAAAGUUUCCGAGAAGAAUUGUUAGCAAAGCCUUUUGGAGGGAUAACUACUGUGUUAGGAGCUGAUUUCAGGCAAAUUUUGCUAGUUAUUCCCAAGGGUGAUAGACAAGACAUCAUUCAAAUUCUUGACAUUGGAAAUGGAAAACAUUGCCCAAAUAGUGGAAAAGCAUGGGUAGCAAUAGAUCCAGACUUGAUGAUUGAAAAUACUGAUAGUGGUGUUCGCUCUGUUGUUGACAACAUAUAUCAAGAUUUGGAGGGUCAUGUUGGAGAAUCAAAUUUCUUAGUGCCUAGAGCAAUCUUAACUCCAACAAAUGAGAUGGUUGAUCUAAUAAAUGACCAUAUAUUCAAAAGGAUACCAGCUGAAGAAAGCAUCUAUUUCUCUUCUGAUUCAAUUUGUAAAGCGAAUUUUCAUGUUGAAGAUCAAGACCUACUUUAUUCAACAGAGUUCCUUAACGCACUUAAAUUUCCAGGAUUUCCACCAUACACUAAAGUUGAAAAAAGGCGCUACAAUAAUGCUUCUUAG
This is a messenger RNA of Arachis duranensis, 576 nucleotides long. RefSeq lists its product as uncharacterized. Gene Ontology annotation, molecular function: DNA helicase activity. The transcript has 2 exons. NCBI's taxonomy places the organism in Eukaryota, Viridiplantae, Streptophyta, Magnoliopsida, Fabales, Fabaceae. The record is from RefSeq and is a predicted model, not a curated record. Gene Ontology annotation, biological process: DNA repair; telomere maintenance. The coding region runs from base 1 to 576 and encodes 191 amino acids.